CUCUUUUUCCGGGCGGGCGGCGCGGCGCGGCUGGUGUCGGAGGAUGAAGCUCAACAUAUCUUUCCCAGCAACUGGCUGCCAGAAGCUCAUUGAAGUCGAUGAUGAGCGAAAACUGCGAACUUUCUAUGAGAAGCGGAUGGCCACCGAGGUCGCUGCUGACACUCUUGGAGAUGAAUGGAAGGGCUACGUUGUCCGCAUCAGUGGUGGCAAUGACAAGCAGGGCUUCCCCAUGAAACAGGGUAUCCUCACCAAUGGUCGUGUCCGUUUGUUGCUCAGUAAGGGUCACUCCUGCUACCGCCCCAGGAGGACUGGAGAGCGCAAACGCAAGUCGGUUCGUGGGUGCAUUGUCGAUGCUAACCUCAGCGUUUUGAACUUGGUUAUCGUUAAGAAAGGUGAGAAGGAUAUUCCUGGUCUGACUGACAACACCAUGCCUCGCCGUCUUGGUCCUAAGAGGGCUAGCAAAAUCCGCAAACUGUUCAACCUCUCCAAAGAGGACGAUGUCCGUCAGUAUGUUGUGAGGAGACCUGUGACCAAGGAAGGUAAGAAGCCUAGAACCAAGGCUCCUAAAAUCCAGCGUCUGGUAACUCCUCGUGUCCUGCAGCACAAACGUAGGCGAAUUGCCCUGAAGAGGCAACGUACUCAAAAGAAUAAGGAGGCUGCAGCAGACUAUGCCAAGCUUCUGGCCAAGAGAAUGAAGGAGGCUAAGGAGAAACGCCAAGAGCAAAUUGCAAAGAGACGCCGUCUUUCUUCACUGAGAGCCUCAACAUCCAAGUCUGAGUCCAGCCAAAAGUAAAAAUGAAAGACUAAAUAAAUCUUUUUAUUUGC
Messenger RNA from Callorhinchus milii (elephant shark), 825 nucleotides. RefSeq names its product ribosomal protein S6 (gene rps6). NCBI's taxonomy places the organism in Eukaryota, Metazoa, Chordata, Chondrichthyes, Chimaeriformes, Callorhinchidae. The record is from RefSeq and is marked provisional. Gene Ontology annotation, cellular component: ribosome. Gene Ontology annotation, biological process: translation. Gene Ontology annotation, molecular function: structural constituent of ribosome.